AUGUCGGGUUCCUACGACGAGUCGGCAGCGGCCGCGGAGGAAACAACCGACAGCUUCUGGGAGGUGGGGAACUACAAGCGCACGGUGAAACGGAUCGAUGACGGGCACCGGCUCUGCAAUGACCUCAUGAACUGCGUGCACGAGCGGGCCAAGAUCGAGAAGUCCUACGCCCAGCAGCUCACCGACUGGUCCAAGCGGUGGAGGCAGCUCAUCGAGAAAGGUCCCCAGUACGGCAGCCUGGAGAAGGCGUGGGGUGCCAUCAUGACAGAGGCAGACAAGGUGAGCGAGCUGCACCAGGAGGUGAAGAACAGCCUGCUGAAUGACGACUUUGAGAAGGUCAAGAACUGGCAGAAGGAUGCCUACCACAAGCAGAUCAUGGGAGGCUUCAAGGAGGCCAAGGAGGCGGAGGACGGCUUCCGGAAAGCCCAGAAGCCCUGGGCCAAGAAGCUCAAGGAGCUGGAGACAGCCAAGAAAGCCUACCACCUGGCAUGCAAGGAGGAAAAGCUGGCGAUGACCCGGGAAGCCAACAGCAAGGCAGAGCAGUCCAACACCCCCGAGCAGCAGAAGAAGCUCCAGGACAAAGUGGAAAAGUGCAAGCAAGACGUGCAAAAGACUCAGGAGAAGUAUGAGAAGGUGCUGGAUGAGCUGAACAAGUGCACCCCACAAUACAUCGAGAGCAUGGAGCAGGUCUUCGAGCAGUGUCAGCAGUUUGAGGAGAAGAGGCUCAACUUCCUCAAGGAAGUGCUUCUGGACAUCAAGAGGCACUUGAACCUGGCUGAGAGCAGCAGCUACGCCAACGUCUACCGGGAGCUGGAGCAGACCAUCCGCCUCUCGGACGCGCAGGAGGAUCUCCGGUGGUUCCGCAGCACCAGUGGCCCCGGGAUGCCCAUGAACUGGCCCCAGUUUGAGGAGUGGAACCCAGACCUGACGCACACGAUAACGCGGAAGGAGAAGCAGAAGAAGGGCGAGGGGGUGACCCUGACCAACGCCAGCAGCACGGGCGAGACGGGGGCAGCGGCGGGCGAGCGCGGGAGCGUGAGCAGCCAUGACCGCGGGCAGACCUACAGCGCCGAGUGGUCUGAUGACGAAGGCAGCAACUCCUUCAACACCAGCGAGGCCAAUGGCGGCACCAACCCCUUCGACGACGAGUCGGCAGGGAAGGGUGUGCGGGUGCGGGCUCUGUAUGACUACGACGGGCAGGAGCAGGAUGAGCUCAGCUUCAAAGCAGGUGAUGAAUUAACCAAACUCGGUGAAGAAGACGAGCAAGGAUGGUGCAAAGGGCGCUUGGACAACGGGCAGCUAGGUCUCUACCCUGCCAACUACGUGGAGGCAAUCUAA
Gavia stellata (red-throated loon) is the source of this 1338-nucleotide messenger RNA. It is a transcript of the gene PACSIN1, whose product is annotated as protein kinase C and casein kinase substrate in neurons 1. Gene Ontology annotation, molecular function: phospholipid binding; protein binding. The record is from RefSeq and is a predicted model, not a curated record. NCBI's taxonomy places the organism in Eukaryota, Metazoa, Chordata, Aves, Gaviiformes, Gaviidae. The transcript is spliced from 9 exons. Gene Ontology annotation, biological process: neuron projection morphogenesis; cytoskeleton organization; neuron development. Gene Ontology annotation, cellular component: cytoplasm; plasma membrane; endosome. The coding region runs from base 1 to 1338 and encodes 445 amino acids.